Messenger RNA from Ogataea parapolymorpha DL-1, 3357 nucleotides. Its product is annotated as Proteasome activator BLM10. The record is from RefSeq and is a predicted model, not a curated record. NCBI's taxonomy places the organism in Eukaryota, Fungi, Ascomycota, Pichiomycetes, Pichiales, Pichiaceae. Gene Ontology annotation, cellular component: cytosol; nucleus. The transcript has a single exon. Gene Ontology annotation, molecular function: proteasome binding; peptidase activator activity. Gene Ontology annotation, biological process: proteasomal ubiquitin-independent protein catabolic process. Bases 1 to 3357 code for a protein of 1118 amino acids.
AUGGACUCUCUCAGUGCCAACAAACUGAUGUUCAAUGGUCUUUCAUCUAGUGCUCUUUCAUCCUCCGCCUCAUUGGUAUCGUUGGCCAGUGAGAAAGUUGAUGUUGAAAUUGAAAAUUCCCCAGAACCAAUGGAGCUAGGCAGGGAUGUCACCGGUGAUCUGAUGAAAGAGACUUUUGAUCGUGAUAUGGAUCACGAGUCAAAUGAAGAAGCUAUGGAAGAUACAGAAGGCGAGUAUCGCUUGAGAUCAGAGAUGGAGUCUAACAGUCCUCCAACGGAGUCAGAGUCUCCAAGCGGACUUGUGACGCCUGCUGCAGUUCCUGAUCCUGAAUGCCUAGCUGGCUAUCUCACUGAAAGACCUCCGGUGCUCUACAGUUUUGGCUACCAUUAUGAAGGACGCGAUCAGCUCACAAAUCAUUGUGACCCGACAUACAUGAAGUUGCAUCGUGCUCGAGAGAGAAUUGGUAAAUGCUUACAUGGAUUGAUCAAAUGCCUAAUGCAACAAGACGGUGCUGUUGAGCUCUGUCAACAAGUUGUACACUGUAUUAAAUGUUGGCUAGAAAACUGUGGUAAUUUUGGAUCCAAGAACCCCAUUUUCAUUGACCACAUCCAUUUAGUGGACCUUUUGAACAUUCCGCAUGUGAACUCACCGUACACAAGAACGGUUAUUGGUGCCCGUUUGGCUAUUUACCAUUGCAACAGAUUGUCAAUCUCGCGUUCUUCAAGGCUUCCAGGUGAUACGGACAAGCUGUUGAUCAAAGAUCUUGUUUCCUUGGCUGCUAGCAGGUACAAUGAAACUGCGCAAAAUGCUACCAUGGUUCUAGGUUCGGCACUCAACAAGAUAUUAAAUUGUACAAACCUCGUUUAUGGUAUUUUCAAAGAGUGGGAAGUGGCGUUGCUCAAUGAGGACAGAGAGAGGCUCAAAAAUGUGAUGAGGUUCUUUUUAGUUAAGAAGUUCAAAGGUUUUGCAGAACGAAGCCUCCACAAUUUCGCAAAAUAUGAAGAUCUUUUGGCUCGUUCGUUGGAAGUCAAUGAUUCAGAGGUCAACUCGUUGGCAAUGAAGCUUUAUGGUUCCAUGAAAGACCAUAUUCUGGUGCCAAGUAUUGUGUGCAUGAUCGACCAUAGCUUGGUUGAUUCAAUAAAGCCGGCCUCUUCAACAGUUUCACUUCAAGUGAAAGCUUUGAGAUGGGCCAAGGAUCGCAAGAGACAUUUGAUUAUGGACCGCCUCAGACGUUUGGAGCUCUCCGUUCUCAAGCGUUCUCAAGCGGAACUCCAUUGGAAAUUUAGACUCAAAGUUCUGGAGCUGCUAGCUGACGUGCAGUCGAACCUUGAAAUUCCUUUGGACAGUGAGAUUCUUGUUCUUCUUGGGAGGUCGAUCAAUGGAGUUCAUCCAGAAAUCACCGAAGACUGCGUUCUUUGGCUAUCUUCUAUUCUCGAUGCGACACGGACACGGGCAACGAUCAAUUAUGACUUGAAGCGAUUUUUCUCCCCCUCAUUCCGUUUGGCUAACGUUUGCGCUGUUUCUGAUAUUAUUGGCAUGGAUCGACCAGAGGAAUUUUUCAAGGAAAUGUCAAACUUUAGAGAUCCAAGGUUCUUUAUUGAUAACAAACUUUGGAUAUCCACUUUGUGCUGGAAUGAUGAAAUGGAAGUUGUCAAGAAUGAGUCUGUCGAAUCGUUGAACCUCAAUCCGCAAGACUCUGCGACAAUCAAGGCCUUUGGCGAGCUGGUCACUAAACAGUGGAUCCUGGAAAUUCUGAAGUUGCACAUGGAUGAAGGAGAAGCAAACGCAGAGUUCCAGCCCGACCUGGUUUAUUUCUUCUAUUUGAUUAUCGUCAUAUCUUCAUAUGGCUACACACCCAACAUGAAAUACCCAGAAUGGUUUGAAGUUUGUGAUGAGAUCUACAACAAAGAAGAGAAACAAUCCCAUGUGGCACUAAGUGAAGUGUAUUGUGCUUUGCUGCUAGCCAACAAAUACAACUCCAAACACCUGGAGGAAACUGAUCAGGUAAUUUCGGCAAAGCUAGCUGAGAUUUUCAAGACUGGCAUCACCCAGUCCACGCACAAAAUCUGGAAAGUGUUUUGCUGGUGGCUGCCUGCUCAUUUUGAUUGCCGUCGGGCCCCUAAAGUUGUCUCUGUCAUAUGCGACUUUGAGGUUCCUUUAUCGGGUGACACUUCCCCAUUCAAUAUUUCGUCCAGAAUCGGAUUCCUUAAGUCGUACAUGUCUUCUGUGUUGAACCGCUACCACGACUUUGACGAAGUCACUCGGAGAUUUUUUGGUUCGCUAUCGCAUCCAUACCAAAUUGUUUCCGAAAGAUCUGCGGCUAUCCUGUUCGACGCAUUAUCAUACACUUCCAUCAAAUUGUUCAACAAUAAGGAAAAACUGUUGGAAGCAUCUUCCCAAAAUCCAAAUGGAAUGGGCCUUUUACCCUUCGAAAUGCCUCCUGUGUUUGCCGAGUGUCUAACUUCAUAUCUCGAAAGAGUAAAACAACUAAGCACCACGAUCAAAGGUCUUUCUACUCAGGAAAUUGUGGAUUCAGAUUACAUGUUUCAUGUUCGUGGGCUACAUACACUGCUACUGUAUGUUCUGAAGACUUCCUACGGAGUCUUGCUUGUUCCAUACCUCAAAGACUACAUUCUACCUCAUCUUUUUGAACUCGAUACUAUGAAAGAUGUAUGUCAGUUGGCCCAUCUCAACACAAACGUGAUGUACUUCUUGAUUGCAUCUAUUCGUUAUGAUGAAGAACAGACCAAAAUGUUUAUUGAUUUGAUUGUGAACGACUUUGGUUUGGAGCAUCCAAAUAUGGUGCAGAAAGAGCAUUUGUUGACAAUCGUUCAGAGCUACUACACAGUUCGGUAUCUCACCAUUACCUCUGACCAACGGGCUCUACUAGUUGAGAAGGUUGUCUCAUUCUUGUAUUCAAAUCCUGUAUCGGUGAAAGAACAGGCUGCCGCUGUGUUCUCUGCCAUUGUGCAUGGUUCGAUGGCUUUCGAGAUGCAACCAUUGAUUGAUAGUUACAUUUCCAAGUUUACAAAGAUUAUCAACACACACCGUCGUGUGAAGGGUAAGAAAUUGACUGCUGACGAACUUAAUCUAGUCCAUGGUGCCACGCUAGGUUUGGGAGCCUUACUUAACGCAUUCCCCUACACCUCGCCUCCUCCCAAGUGGCUGCCGAAUAUCCUCUGGCUAGUGGCAGGAAGGUGUUCUAGCUAUGAGGGUGUUAUCUCAAGAACCGCCAAGACCAUUUUGUCUAAGUUCAAAAAGAACCGUCAAGACACAUGGCACAUUGAUUCAAAAUUCUUUACCGAUGAUCAACUGGAGGAACUCGAGGGUGUUUCGGGCAAAUCGUAUUAUUUAUAG